Cyprinus carpio (common carp) is the source of this 4220-nucleotide messenger RNA. RefSeq names its product insulin-like growth factor-binding protein 2-B. Lineage: Eukaryota; Metazoa; Chordata; Actinopteri; Cypriniformes; Cyprinidae. Gene Ontology annotation, cellular component: extracellular region. Gene Ontology annotation, biological process: regulation of insulin-like growth factor receptor signaling pathway. The record is from RefSeq and is a predicted model, not a curated record. Gene Ontology annotation, molecular function: insulin-like growth factor II binding; insulin-like growth factor I binding.
GCAGAUGAAAUAGCCAAGAGUCAGUCGCACCACAUCGACUUGUUUAUCUAUAUUUGACUUUGACUGGCUUUUGACGUGAUGUAAUUUCGGAGUAACAUGACAGCAAAUAGGACCCAGCAGAGUUCUCCGGCGAACCUCACCUGUCCCAAACGCACUUUUACUUUUCCACCUGAAGUCGCCUGCAAAAUCCCGACAUCUGUCAGACUUAAAGAUAACGGCAUGUUUCCUGCAUUGCUCUGCAGUCUGUUGCUCCUGCACGGCUCGCUCGGGGAGAUCGUGUUCCGCUGCCCGAGCUGCACCGCGGAGCGCCAGGCGGCGUGUCCCAAGCUCACCACCUCUUGCGAGAUCGUCAGGGAACCGGGUUGCGGUUGCUGUCCGGUUUGCGCCCGGCAAAAGGGUGAGCUGUGCGGCGUCUACACGCCGAGAUGCGGGAGCGGUUUGAGGUGUUACCCGAGCGCGAAUUCAGAGUUACAGCUGGAGCAGCUGAUACAGGGACUCGGGCGAUGCGAGAACAAAGUGGACCUGGAGCCCACCAUGACCAACCAGGAGUCAGGACACAGUGGAGAAUUAAAUGGCACGCGGUCCCCUCCAGUGAAAAAGCCUGGCAAAGAAAACAACUACCAGCACAUCAAGGAAAUCGCCGUGAAGCAGCAUCUCAACAACAAGAAGACCAAAAUGUACAGCCCCCAGGAUGAUCCCAAAACACCUCACCCCAGACAGAGCCAGUGUCAACAGGAGCUGGACAGAGUUUUGGAGAGCAUCUCUCGAAUGACGUUCCAUGACAACAAGGGACCUCUGGAAAAUCUUUACGACCUGAAGUUCCCCAACUGUGACAAAACAGGACAGUACAACCUGAAGCAGUGCAACAUGUCCAGCCAUGGACAGAGGGGCGAGUGUUGGUGCGUCAACCCCUACACUGGUGUCCAGAUACCCUCGUCCCCCAAAGUGAGGGGGGACCCCAACUGCAGCCAGUACUACGGUGGUCCCGAGCUGGAACCACCCACCAGCCAGCAGAAAUAGACGCACCCUCGCCCUUAAGGGAGACGCCCCGGGUCAUAAACGAGGAGAGUUAAAGCGAGUGCAAGAGCGAUGUGCAUGUGUGUAAUUCUGUACGUGUAUGUGUAUAUAUAUAUUUCGCAAUAGUAUGAUCUGUAUUGUCGAUAGGAGUGUGGAAAGUCACAUGCCAGCAAAGACAAGCAAGUCAAGGACAGGUAGUUAAACCUCCCCCUUCUCAAAUCCAGAUAACUGUACUCCAAAUUUAACUCCGAGGGAUUUUUUUUUUUUUUUUUUUACCCUGCCUAUUUAUAGGCUCGUCCGGUGCCGGUACCGCAUUUGCAGCUGUUCGGUGUGAAGAUGUGUCCCUUUAAUUCUCCCUUUUGUCUUUGGAGACCCAAUAAAAAUGGUGGAGUGUUUUUUUGCACCAUUGGUUGCCAGAAACAAACAGCAACUGCAAACGCACAAAAGCAGCAGCUUGGUGUUGAUUUAAAAGCGAAUCCCAAAUUUUUGAAACCAAAAAUAUAAAACAGAGGGGUCGUGUGUUUUUUUUUUUUUUGCUGAUUUGAAAGGAUCUGUGCAAGAGGGGCUGGAGAUGUGCUUUUUGUCUAUUUUGACUACUUGACUACUCAAUAGAUAACCAUAAAUACUCAAGUAUUUGUCGAUAUGCAUCAAACUGGCAUCUUUUCUGCAUGAGUGUUGCAUUUUUAAGACCAAAACGUUUUCAAAAUGUGUCUCUAAACCACUGCUUUUGUUUCCAUUCAGUUGAAAAGUUGCCACAUACGCGAGUUGCUAUACGGCAUCGCCGCAAAUUGCCGCCCCAUCUAACCAAUUGGAGUGUAAGGUACGAAAGGCCCAAAAUGUCAUACAAUCGCUAAAUUAAAAACAAGGACCCUUUUUGGCACAAAUUACUGACCUUCAAUCAGCAUCAUUUGUUUUGAAGUUCAAGUAUGUUUUUACAGUCGAUAAUUGCUGUUACUUCCAAGUACUCAAGAUCUGGCUAUCCCUGUUCCUGGCAGCUGAUAGACUUCUGUUCUAGUUAUGCUUCUCUACCAUGUGGUAGAAUGCAGGUGGUGUAUGUGUAUGUUUGUAGAGUGGGGAUCAGCAUUUACUAAUGAUGUGCUGACAGAGGGCUAGAUUAGGACACAGGGCUGACAUUGACAAAUGUGAUAUAAAGUGGGUUAAGUGCCUAUAAAUAAACACAGGUUUGCCUGCAGUGCCAGUGGGCUGUGCCUCACCUUGGUUCACUCUCAUCUGCGGAGGGAUGUGUUGGGGGUUGGCAAGGGUGAUUUUGCCCAGUGUAACGCUUGAAUGGGGUUAGUUGAAGAGUCCUGUGGAGGAAUGUCAAGUGGUGCAUGGGUUUAGUAAGCUUGUUUAACCAAUUCUUGUACCAUUUUUUUUCCCCCAGCUGAGUGAAAACAUGCGUUAUAUUCCUUGAACAGCCCGAUGCAACAGAAUUUUCUCAAUAAAAAAAAAAGAAAAAGAAAUAAAAAAGUUUGAAGUUACUACUGGGUUAAAAUUGACUCAGCUGGUCAUAGAGAUCCAAUAGAAAAUGACAAACAAUAAAGUAACAUACAGUGGGAUUCAAAAUCUACUUGAAACCUAUAUAUAUAUAUAUAGUGGGAGUUUUUUUUUUCAAGAUUCUUUGAUAAAUAGAACGUUACAUGAAUAGAAAUAAUAGAAUUUAGUUAAAUUAAAAUUACUUUAUGACAUUAUAAAUGUCUUUACUGUCACUUUUGACAAAUUUACUGCAUCCUUACUGAAUAAAAGUAUCUUACCCAAUUACUGAUCCCAAAAUAAUGCAAAAUAGAAGCAUUCUAUAGUCUAAAUAGAUGAGACCAGUGAGAUUUAAUGGGUUAACAUGUUCUGUUAGCAGGUGUGAUCUGUAAUGCCCUGUUCACAUGGACACACAGCGGGUUUUAUCGCUAAAGGCCCCUAGAUCAAUGUACUGAUGGAUUGUACUGGGCGUUCCUGCUACUCUGUUUUCUGACAUCAUUGGUGGCCUUUGUGAAUGGACAUAGCUUCUGAAAAUCUGAUCACAAAUGGGACAAGAAUCCAGGUGCUGCUCAUAAAUUUCAACUUUUAAAAUUCUGAUUCCUGCAUUUUGGAUGCCACUGUAUGUGACCUUAUUGUCGUACCACUGAAAAACAGUUCAGGGUUGUUAAAGGGAGGCAGCUGUAAUGUCCUUUGAUUAAGUUAUAUUUUAAUUCACUACCCAUAUCUCUACCUCUUAAUAUCUCUUCCCCAUCUGUCUCACUCUUUCCCGUCCUCUCUUUCUCUUUGAGUGUUGAAUUGAACAGCUCAAUCCAGAAAUAGAAGUCGAUUAAGCUUUAACAUUGAUCCUAACGUGUUAGACAGUGUUCAGCCCAUAAUUUGCGUUUGUAGCGUAGCCUUUAAUAUAUUACCACAUUAACCUUCAGUAUCUUUCACAGUAUUACCACAUCUUGCUCGCCCUUAGUAGUAGCUUAUAUGUAUUUACUUUAUCUAGUUAGCGUUGCGCUAACUAACGCAACAGACUGGCUCUCCAGAAUCAUGCAGCUUCGUGUGAUUCUGGUACCUCACGGAUAGAUUUGCUGAGAUACGGGCUACGAGUUUUCCGUUUCAAUUUGUUUCCAAAAUAGAUUGCUGCCUGCCCUCCGGUGGCACAGUAAAUUUUACGGUAGCUCGAGUUUGGCCUAGUUUGAAAACAGUGCGAAACCAAUCCCUGUGGUUUUCGGGCAUAUUGAUUUGCCAGAGCGGUUCCGAUGGGAUGGAAGUGUUCACGUAUGCUUGUGUGUGUGUGUGUGUGUUUGUGUGUAUUUGUGUGAAUGUUUCGAUGCUGUGCCAUGCCUGGAGCCAGUGUGACGGUGGGAAGGAUUGCUUGCCAUCUGGUGCAGUGUAAAACUGUCAGAGCCGGUCUCUGCUUUUGGAGAGUCUCACACAAAUGACAGGGGGAAUUUCUUGAGCAAAUCCAAAUGCCUUGUUCCAUGGCAGCAUCUCACAUGCCUUUUUUUCUUCUUCUGUAAUUCAUUACGUAUCCUGUGUGUCACGAGAUGCGGUGGUAUUAAAUAACACGCAUUACUCAAAGCAUGCUCCUUGUGUCCACUGUCAUGCGAAUGGUGCAUGAACUGAGUUUUCUGUACAACUGCAAUGGAAAAAGCCAUAAAUGCAUGCAAAAAUAGACAUUGGUUUUAAAAUCUUGUAAUAAAAUCCAGCAUGAUUAAAUGUAUUACCUUUCAGACCCAUGA